AUGAUCUUCCGCUCUGCGCUUCCUGAUAUUGAAAUCCCAUCAUUGGGCGUCUACCAAUACGCAACGCGAAACGUAAAUAGAAUUGAUGAUAGCAAGCCGGUAUACAUCGAUGCUGUGACUGGUGCCGAGUUGACCUUUGGUGAUUUAAAGAGGGACUCAAAGAGAUUGGCAGCCGGAUUACAGGAUAGGCUCGGUUUGAAGAAGGGUAACGUUGUAGCUGUAAUCUCACCUAAUCAGAUCGACUAUGCCGUGGUCUUCUUUGGCAUAAUUGCAGCCGGUGGUAUCCCAACAUUAGCAAAUCCCGGGCAAACGCCGAAAGACUUCCAAGCUCAACUCUACGAUUCAACCGCCUCAAUCAUAAUUGCCCAUCCGAUCGCCUUGGCCACUGUUCUUGAAGUGGCAAAAAACUACAAGUUUCCACUGUCAAAGAUUUUUCUUUUCGGUGGGGAAGAAAUCGAUGGUAUCAGACCAUACACGGAUCUAUUAGGAGACCGGGAAGCCGAACCGGUUGUAUUUACGGAAAAAGAACUUAAAGAAACACCAGCGUUUUUGUGUUAUAGUUCCGGAACAACUGGGCGGCAGAAGGGAGUUAUGACAACACAUUAUAACGCAGUGUCUAAUUUUGAACAAUAUAAGACGUCCGAGGAAGUGAAAUUACAUUCUGGCUUGGUUAUAAUGGGUUUUUUGCCUUUUUUCCAUAUAUACGGAUUGAAUGCCUUCAUCAACACAUCGCUUUCAAUAGGCUCUACCGUUGUGGUCAUUCCAAAGUUUGAUUUAACGAUCUUUUGCACAGCCAUCCAAAAAUACAAAAUCAACAUGGCCCAUGUUGUCCCGCCUGUUAUAUUAUUGUUGACAAAGAGCCCGGUCGCAAGAACCUUUGACUUUUCGAGUAUGCAAGUAUUUAUAAGCGGCGCUGCACCGUUGAGCGAGGCCUUGGCAAGCGAGUUUUAUAGUAUUUAUAAAAUACCUAUAAAGCAAGGAUAUGGUUUAACCGAGACAUCGCCAGUUACUCAUCUUGGUAGCGCCUUGAAUCCAGUUGUGGGUUCAGUUGGGAAACUUUGCGCGAACGUUGAGGCAAAAAUUAUAUCCGAAGAUGGCAAAGAGCUCGGAUAUAACGAACCCGGAGAGUUGUGCCUUCGUGGACCCAAUAUCAUGAAGGGUUAUUGGAACAACAAGGAAGCGACAGAUGCGUGUUUCGACAGCGAAGGAUUUUUCCAUAGUGGUGAUAUCGCGAUCGUUGCAAGUAUCGAUGAGGAUGGAAAUUUCUUUAUCGUUGACCGCUUAAAAGAACUAAUCAAGUACAAAGGCUUCCAGGUUGCCCCGGCUGAGCUUGAAGCCCUUCUUUUGACUCAUAAAAGCGUAGUUGAUGCGGCGGUUAUUGGUGUUUGGUCACACUCGGAAGCGACAGAGUAUCCUAUAGCAUACAUUCAAGUCAAACCAGGCGUCAAGCAGACAGAUGAACUGAAGAAAGAUAUUCAAAAAUAUGUUGCAGAUAAUGCUGCACCACACAAGAGGCUGCGUGGGGGUGUCGUUUUUGUGGAGCAAGUGCCAAAGAGCGCGUCGGGGAAAAUCUUGAGAAGAUUGUUGAAGGCCAAGAGUCAGCAUAAAUUAUGA
Messenger RNA from Paraglomus occultum, 1614 nucleotides. The record is from the annotation of a GenBank genome assembly. Lineage: Eukaryota; Fungi; Glomeromycota; Glomeromycetes; Paraglomerales; Paraglomeraceae.